Annulohypoxylon truncatum is the source of this 1518-nucleotide messenger RNA. Its product is annotated as putative sugar transporter. The record is from RefSeq and is a predicted model, not a curated record. NCBI's taxonomy places the organism in Eukaryota, Fungi, Ascomycota, Sordariomycetes, Xylariales, Hypoxylaceae. Gene Ontology annotation, molecular function: carbohydrate:proton symporter activity. Gene Ontology annotation, cellular component: membrane. Gene Ontology annotation, biological process: transmembrane transport; carbohydrate transport. Bases 1 to 1518 code for a protein of 505 amino acids. The transcript is spliced from 8 exons.
AUGAUUCGAAGCAAGAGCCGUAUUUACGGCGGUUGGCUGAUCGCUAUGAUCACCCUCGUCGAUACACUUUCUUCUUGCUGGUUUGGUUACGACCAGGGGGUAUUCGCCGGCGUUCUCGUCUCCGACAACUUCAAAGAGCAAUUCCCAGAAACCCGCGAUGCCAAUAUCUCUGGGAUUACCUCUAGUACUUUCUUUAUCGGUGCCGCACUAGGUUCCAUAAUAGCAUUCGUCUCCGGCGACAAACUUGGUCGAAGGAAAACUAUCAUUUUCGGUUUAACAUUGAACCUGAUAGGGGCGGUUUUGCAGUUCAGCUCUUACCAUCUACCCCAGAUGCUCGUUGGUCGUAUAGUGAACGGGCUAGGCAUAGGGUUGACUUCGACCACAACCCCCGUUUACUUGUCCGAGUGUGUAAAAUCACAUUAUCGUGGCAGACUUGUUGGAAUCGGCACUGGCUCCAACGUGACGAUGUUCGCGCUAGCGAACUGGAUCAGCUACGGCCUGUAUUCUCAACGCGGAGCUCUCCAGUGGAGAUUUCCCCUUGCCUUCCAGGUCAUCUUUUUCUUCGCCGUAGCACCACUGCUGCUUCUCGUGCCGGAAUCACCAAGGUGGCUGUUACUGGCUGGUAAGGAUCAGAAGGCCUUGGAAGUGCUUGCCCAAUUAGCUGGAAAGGAUAUCCCGAUCAAUGAUAGGAUCGUGACGGCCGAGUUCCAAUCAAUCAAAGUGGCGAUUGACCUCGAGAGAGAAGACCGUACGCCGAUUUUGGACGUCCUCUGUUUCCGAGACAAGACGCACAACUUCCGUCGCCUUCUACUAUCAUGUGGCUCUCAACUUAUGCAGCAGUUUAGUGGAAUCAAUGCGCUAGGAUUUUAUCUUCCUACUCUACUAACGGAGAUUGUCGGUUUCGAUCAGCAAAUGAGCAGACUUAUUGCUGCUGUCAGCGCGACUGUCUACUUCAUAUCCACGUUUGGAAGUUUAUUCUUCAUUGAUCGUUUGGGACGACGAAAGUUGAUGUUGAACACCACGGUUGCACUAGGUGCCUGCCAAUUGAUCGCAGCUCUUGCCCUGCGACAGAGUGAUGCUGAUUUCUCAAAUAGAAAAAUAAUGGGUAACUUGGCGACUGCGAUGUUCAUCGUCUAUCACGUCUUUUUUGGUAUAGGCUGGGCAAGUGUACCGUGGAUCUACAGCGCUGAGGUGAACUCUCUUGGAUGGCGCACGCGCGGUGCCGCAGCUGCAACGGCAACGAAUUGGUUGUUUGGCUUUGUAGUGACACAGUUCACCAAAGCAGGCGUCGAUAAUCUAAAAUGGCGUCUCUUCCUAAUGUUUGCUAUCUUUGCCUUCGCCUUUUUCCCAAUAGUCCUCUUCUUCUACCCAGAGACAUCAAAUCGCACCCUUGAAGAUAUGGACCAUAUGUUCAUUCAGAAUCCGUCUGUUUUUGUGCUUGGCAAGCCAGAUAUGACGGAACGAAGACGGCCGACAAGCUUCAUCGACGCAGAGACUCAACGCAUUGGUACAGUUUAA